AACGUCACGAACUUCAGAUCUUUCUUUCCGGUGAGGCUCUUCAGGUGGACGCAUCGUAGUUUUUAUUAGUUGGACUAAAGUUUUCUCCAUCUUCCAACAAAAAUGAAAAUCUGGAAGGAUGUAUUCACUGGGGACGAAAUGUUCUCCGACACGUACAAGGUGAAGUUGGUGGACGAUGUCAUGUACGAGGUGUACGGAAAGCACGUCUCCCGCACCAUGGGCGAUGUGCAGCUGGAUGGAGCCAACCCGUCCGCUGAGGAGGCCGAUGAAGGAACCGAAUCGGCCACCGAAACUGGUGUGGAUAUCGUCUUGAACCAUCGUCUGGUUGAAACCGGAUUUUCGGAUAAGAAGCAGUUCACCACCUACCUGAAGGACUACAUGAAGAAGCUUGUCUCUCGGCUUGAGGAGAAAUCCCCCGGCGAGGUGGAAGUCUUCAAAACGAAUAUCAAUAAAGUGAUGAAGGAUCUGCUAGGUCGGUUCAAGGACCUGCAGUUCUUCACCGGUGAAUCGAUGGACUGCGAAGGUCUGAUCGCCAUGCUGGAGUACCGUGAUAUCGAUGGCGAUUCCGUGCCUAUUCUGCUCUGCUUCAAGCACGGUUUGGAGGAAGAAAAGUUCUAAGUGCGCGUAGAAGAGCGUGUGUGUACGUUUUGUUCAGGCAGAUCAGCAUCGUUUAUAUAUUUUCUGUUCAAUUUGAUUUAAGCUUUCAUUGACACCCCGCGAGAUACACAGCAUCCUGUAGAAGAAGACUUAUGACUAAACGGUAGCGUUAUUUAUACUGAGCGCAGCGUGCGGGAUUUUUUCGUGGCGUAUUGUAAGGUUAGAACAAUGGAGAUAGUGAUGCAAGAGAGACAGGUUGAGACUUUUAAAAUUACCGUCAGCAUUUAAUUACGGCCCCACACAGGGAAAAAGUACUAUUUUUGCGAUAUUUCCAACAAACAAAAUACGGACGAAAGAUCGGUGCAAAUCGCUAUCUACAAUCAUUUACAAUUGUGUGUGUAACUUACCAAUACUCACGUAAAGUUUGCAGUUACGUUAUCAACUUUUCGGUAGCACGGUACCAACAGCAGAGGGAGCAACACGCGCAUAGAGAACAUCAGCAGGCAGUUGCGUGUGUGGUAAAAGGAUAACCAGCAUUAUUGGCAUCAGACUGUUUUUGGAAGGUGGAGAAAAACCAACACGAUAAUCUUCUGUCCUUGCAAGAUUUUACAGCUUUCUGGAAACAUCAAAAAUCAUGCAUGAAAACUAAACAUCCAAUAAAGAAGAAAAGAUCAAUCGUAACAA
Anopheles moucheti is the source of this 1281-nucleotide messenger RNA. It is a transcript of the gene Tctp, whose product is annotated as translationally-controlled tumor protein homolog. Gene Ontology annotation, molecular function: calcium ion binding. NCBI's taxonomy places the organism in Eukaryota, Metazoa, Arthropoda, Insecta, Diptera, Culicidae. Gene Ontology annotation, cellular component: cytoplasm. Bases 103 to 618 code for a protein of 171 amino acids. The transcript is spliced from 3 exons. The record is from RefSeq and is a predicted model, not a curated record.